Molecule: messenger RNA, 3040 nt
Organism: Thrips palmi
Lineage: Eukaryota; Metazoa; Arthropoda; Insecta; Thysanoptera; Thripidae
Gene: Sec3
Product: exocyst complex component 1
Exons: 16
Coding region: 16-2742 (908 amino acids)
Biological process (GO): exocytosis; Golgi to plasma membrane transport
Cellular component (GO): exocyst; plasma membrane
Molecular function (GO): phosphatidylinositol-4,5-bisphosphate binding
Source: RefSeq, a predicted model, not a curated record
GUCUUCUUCUUCAGCAUGGAGGGCGAGGCAACCGGCCUCACCGGUCCGACAUUAAUCUCAUCAAACACCAUGGCAGCUAUAAGACACACCCUCCAGAGGGAAGUUUUUCAGCCUAAUGAUGAACGCUUGUUGGCAGUGAUGCACGUUAGUAAAGUCCUGAAAAAGAAGAAGAUCAGCUAUCUAUGCCUAGCUGUUACAAUGGAAACACCAAUUUGUGUAACUAUUUAUCAGGUAAAGAAAACAGACAAAAAUGUAUUGAAAAAGAAACGGUCUUGGCAACUUAAUACUUUAAGAGUCGUCGAUGGGCGAACUCCUAACCUGGACUGUAAUGACUUGGACCUACAUUUUGAGAAGGUGUUCCGAUGGUACUGUAGUAAUAUACAAGAGAGACAAAAUUUUCUUGUCCUGCUUUGGAAGCAAUGCUGCAUUCAUUUACCCAAGGAAAAGCCAGAAUUCCGAAAUCUACCUGAAGACUGGAUUGGUGACCCUGGAUUAUUGCCAGAAACUCAAGUAAUACUGACUCCAGGGUUUGUUGAACCAACAGAAGCUGAAGACUAUCAUGCCCUCACUGACCGAGAACAGCAAGACUUGGAAAAACUUAUGUCUCAAUGUGGAUUUGCUAUCAGUAAUGCAGAAGCAUUUAUGGAAAUGAUUGCAAGGGAUUUGUCUGUCCUUGACGGGGAAAAUGUUCAAAGUGUCUUGGCUUCACAAGAGCAAGUAGAAAUGCUUAUGACACAAAUUGAGGCUGCUUUAACCGAGGUGGAUGUCGUGGAGACUCGUCUUAACAUGUACGAAGAAGUGAUAAGUCAUGUCAGGGAUGCAUUGGAAAAAAUGGAAGAGAAAAACUCAAUGAUCAAUAUUGUGAACUGUAAUAAUCAAAAACUUCUGGCAGAACUAGAAAAUGUUAUUUUCCAACUUGAACUUGACGGCAAGCACCAAGCAGCAUUAACUGAAGCAGAUCUUACUAGUGCAACUGGUUUGGCUGAUGCCAUUGCGGCAGGCAAAGCCCUCCUAAAUGCAAUGAAUGCCGAAAUACACCCAGCUCUUCUAAGAAUGGCUGCUGUUCAGGAACAGAGGAAACGGUUUGAUAAAUGGAAAGCCAAGUUCUCGCAAACAAUAUCUAGGCAUCUGAACAACCUCUUCAUUCACCUUGGUAAUGAUGCUGGAGAGACCUUAAGUUUUCAUGCAAAUGAAUUAACUUUGCCAAGGCACGAAUCUAUCCACAGGGACUUGGUAGUCUAUGCAGAGCUUAUGCAUUGGAUGAAAGCAAUGGACCGAAAAGCUUAUACUGCAUUAAUGCGAGUUUACACUGGAGCUAUUAGUAAACUUUAUGAUAGAGACACCAAACAGUUUUUUGAGGAGGCAAAGCUUAGAAUUUCAGGUCUUCGGACUGACAAGAAAGGUAAAGGUAGUGGAUCACGGGAAGAUCUUGCAGGCAAACUAAAGCAGGGAGCGGCCAAUGUGGUCAGUGGAGUCUCUGGGGGAGCAGCUGGAGGCACGUUGACUUUGCUGUUAGGAGUGGAAAGAGAUCAGUGGGGCACUGAUGCCAGUGCUAGUGCAGCAGAGAGGCGCCGCUUUGAUGAAGUAUUAGAGCGUGUCUUGGCUCAGCUGGAGCCUGUUUGCCUUGCAGAACAGAAUUUCUGCAUAUCAUUUUUCCAGUUAGAUGUUUUAUCUCCUUCCACAAAGAAUACUCAAACAACAUUAGAUGGUUUGAUUGCUGAAGGGGCUGGAGUGCCACGAGAAGAUGUUGAUCCGUCUGUUCCUCUCAAACGUGCUGAGAAACAGGUAAAUGAAGAAGUGCGUCGUAUGAUGGCAGACCUCUUUGGGUGUAUUGAACCCGAACUUGUCAACUUUGUAAGCCACUAUGAGAAAGUAGAUAGUUUUUAUUGUAUGUAUGUGCUGGUGAGACUCAGUCAACAUGUAAUGUCAGCUCAGGACACAGGUUCCUUCCUCAGUAUGAGUUUUGCCUCUGCCCUUGUACAAGUGAAAAGAAAUUUUGACCGGUUCAUGCAAGCUCAACUUCGAUCUAUUGAAGACACCAGACCAAAUAGGAAGGGUACAUGUGGAAUCCUUCCUUUUGUUGAUAAUUUUGAGGAUUUUGCACGAACGUCUGAGGAAAUAUUCAAAAACUCAGACCGUAGGGCUGACUUGGAUAAGUGGUACACUAAAUUAGUUUCGGCUAUGUUUGAUGCCAUUCCGCGCAUUGCUGCUGAACAUCCCAAAACUCCAAGUGAAGUUGUGAAAAUGGAAAACUACCACCAUCUUUUUGCCCUACUUUCUCAACUGAAGAUUGGUGUUCUUGAUAACCUCCGCAAGGAGGCUAAACAGAGGUAUAAUGAUGCCAUGCGUGCUUAUGUUACUCGCUAUUUCGGGCGACCUCUAGAAAAGCUAAAUCAAUUCUUCGAUGGAGUUCAAGCUAAGGUCAAUCAAGGUGUCAAAGAAUCAGAAAUCAGCUACCAAAUGGCUUUCAGCAAACAAGAGCUCCGCAAAGUCAUAAAAGAGUAUCCAGCAAGGGAAGUGAAGCGUGGUUUGGUGAACCUUUACCGUAAAGUAGAUAAACAUCUCUGUGAGCAGGAGAAUUUACUGCAGGUUGUGUGGCGAGCAAUGCAAGAAGAGUUCAUACAACAAUACAAAUCUGUAGAGGAUUUGAUUCAACGUUGUUAUCCAGGAUCUAUGAUAGCUCUGGAAUUCACCAUAAGUGAUAUUUUAGAAUUCUUUUCAGAAAUAGCUAGAUCUCAUUAGUUACAGCAUCAAACUUAGAUAAAACAAAUACUGUCGAGCAUUCUCAAUAUUGUCAUGUUGAUUUUUUAGAACUAUAUUUUUUCUGUAAAAUGUUAUCUAAUGUUAAAUAUUUAUCUUACUUGUAAAUAUGCCUUUGCUUUGUUCUGAUCUGGUCCUUAAAUCAUCUUAAAUGCAUUAAUGCUUAAGGACUACAUCACAUAGUUGAUUGAAUUGUUGAAUAUUUCCCCUCUGGAAAAAAGUUGUAAAUUAGAUGAAUUUUAACAAGAAAUAAAAUUAGCCAUAAUCAUCUGGAUGCAAC